This is a messenger RNA of Prorocentrum cordatum, 1287 nucleotides long. The record is from the annotation of a GenBank genome assembly. NCBI's taxonomy places the organism in Eukaryota, Dinophyceae, Prorocentrales, Prorocentraceae.
CGGGUCCACGUCACGGAUGCGAAAGGCAAGCGCGUUCGGUGCAAGUGGUUGCAGGACCGGAAGGUGGGCGCCGUCGCUAUGCGGUGCAGGUUUGUGGCCAUGCAGGUUGCCUGCCAGGCGCGCGAGGACGCAUUCGCUGGGGCGCCCCCGCUGAAGUUCGUCAGGCUGGCGCUGGUGCUGGCAGCGGCGUUCAGAAACCACAUGAAAGUCUACCUGAUAGGGCUCUCGGACAUCAGCAGCGCGUUUUCCCACGCUGAGAUGGGCGAGGACGCGUGCGCGGUGCCGCCCUCAGGUGAGGAGGGGCCGAAUGUAGUUUGGCAGUUGCGGAUGGCGCUGUGCGGGACCAGGGGAGCGAGCAAGCCGUUCCAGCGCAAAGUCAUUGGGGCGUCAGGGCUUCAUCCGCAUGUUGGUGACAGUGAUGGUGUUCUACCACGUCCAGAGGGCAUCUACAUCGUGGUGCACGGAAACGACUUCAUGGCCGUGGGGGCGCUCGAGGACUUGAGGUGGCUUAACGAGAUCCUAGAGGCGGAGUUCGAGGUGAAGCGGGCGCCGUUCGUGGGGCCCGCAGAGGCUGGGGGCGAAGCGACGUCUGGCCAUUUCCUGAAGAGGACGGUUAGCUGGACAGAGAAGGGUUUCCACUGUGAGAGCGACGCGAAGCACGCGAGGACAGUGGUCGAGGCCUACGGGAAGCUGCCAGCGGCGAGGGAGAUCUCGCCGGCUUCCCAGAGCAUCGGGAAGAAGGUGCCAACGGCGUUGGACAGGCUGGGAUACGCGCAGAAGAAGCUGUUCCAGUCGGCGGCGCCGACGGCACUGUACUUGGCAGCAGACGGACCUGACUUACAGUUCGCGACGAGCUGGAUCGUGCGCGGGAUGCAGGAGCCACUGGUGCUCCACGAGCUGGAGCUGAAGCGGUUGGCUGCCUACUUAGCCACGCACCCGCAGAUGAUGUGGAACUUUGAGUAUCAGGAGUUACCGAGCGAGGUGACCAUCGUGACGGACGCGGCGACGCGUGCGCUGAGCAGUGGAGAAGCUGAGUGCGUGGAGAUGACCAACGGCGCUGCGCGGGGGAUCCUCGCGAAGAACCUGUCCGAGGAGAUGGGCAUCAAGAUGACAGUGAAGGUGUGCGGUGACAGCGCCGCCGCCAUCGGGGUGCGCUCGAGACUGGGCGCGGGGCGAAUCAGACUCCCGGGCGCGAAGUACCUGCGCAUGCGCGGGGAAGUGGCCGAGAAAGAAGUGCGCGCCGCGAAGGUGCCGACGGCAGAGAACGUAGCGGAUCUGAUAGCGAAG